GUGCACUAGAUAUUAAAUAAGUACGCAUUUGAGAUUUAACUUCUGAUUUCAAUACAAAUCGUACAAUAUCGGUACAGUUAGAGGGGGUUUGUGGUGGAAGACAAACUAAACUAAACAUUAGGCUGUGCCUGUAAUAAGGCUGUGGAUGAUACACGUAUUAAUGUAUGAGUUUGUUGUUGAUUAACUUCACCUGACUGAGUUUUUUCCUGCUUGAGACACGGAUAUGAUGGCAGUGUCUGAUACUCAGCUGAUGUUGAGCAUCGGAUUGAUCGAGAAGGACGUGAACGCAGACACACUGUGGGUCUGGUGCUUCCCUGCAGUCAGCACCGAGCUGCGUGAGGUCUUAAUGCGGAAGAGUUGUUUGUGCCGCGACUCUCCGGAGCUUCACGCCUUCGUGUUCGGUCAGUACAACAGGAAUUGGUACUAUCUCACCACCACCGAGGUCCAGGAGCCCACCGCCCUCAGCAAGGUUACACAUUUCUCUAUAGUAAUUACAGCAAAGGAUUUCAACCCCGAAAAGUAUGCUGCAUUCAGCCGAGUUCUGUGUAGGAUGUACAUGAAGCACGGCAGUCCAGUGAAGAUGAUGGAAGGCUACAUUGCUGUCCUAACAAAGGGCAUCUGUCAAAGUGAUGAGAACGGAUCCUUCCUCAUCAAAGACUAUGAUGUCAGAAAAGCUUAUUUGGCUGGAUCCGUUAAAGAUGUGGUGUCUCAGUUUGGAAUGGAGACCAUCAUCCUGUACACGGCACUGAUGCUGAAGAAAAGGAUUGUGAUCUACCAUCCUCGUGUUGAGGCUCUGCUAGAGUUUACAAGAGCACUUCCAGCCCUGACAUGGCAUAGGAAAGACUGGUCUAUUCUCCACCCUUAUGUCCAUCUGGAGGACAGAGAGUUGGACAACCUCCGAUUAUGCACAGGGUAUGUUGCAGGCUUUGUGAAUCCUGAGGUUAUCAACAGAUCAGAUCUCUUUGACGUUUUCGUGAAUCUUCCAGACAGCGAGAUCACCAUAGCUCAACAUGCAAAAGAGGCCAUGGCGAUGGGAAAACUACACAAGGAGAUCGGUCACUUGAUCGUUCAGUCGGCGGAGGACACUGAUCACACUGAUGCUCAAGUAAUCAAGGAUAUCUCUGUAAAGACUAAGGAAAUCCUUAGUAACUUGAUGUCCCUUGCUGAGGAAGGGGACAACGCAAAGCUGACGCUGGACACACUGAAGCGGAGGCAGUUUCCUCCGGCAACCGAAAACUUCCUCUUCCACUUAGCUGCAGCUGAGCAGCUUCUGAAAAUCUAAAUUAUCCAAGUCCCCUAUGAACCAACAAGACCUAGAAGAGCCUAACGAAAGAAAUCACCGUGUGAUCAAAUGAUAUAUUAACGUGUGUAAAUAAGUAAAACAGAAAGAUUUUGAUAGAGAUUUUAUGAUGUUCUAGACAUGUUCUUUGACAAGACUAUUAUUAUAUAUAUUACUGUUUAGCCACUCAUUUAUUUCCAGGAAAGUUCUUCUUAGGGAAGCACUUAAUAUUAACUUGAUAAAUAUACAGGUAUGGAUGAAUACUUUGACAUUUGUACACAUUUUUACGUGUUAAACUUGAAUUAGUUUUGAAAAUUUAGAUUUCAAUAUUUUUAUGCCAAAAUAAAUAUAAUAAUGUUUAAUGUGUACAAGUACAAAACACAAUUUUGCUGCCACUGAAAUUUGUUUGGUUGUAAUUCAGUUGCAAACAAGUGUUAAAAUGUAUGUCUGUGUGUUUUUAAAAGAAAUGAUACCAGAAAUCAGUUAGCACGAGUUUCUAAAGCAGGGUUCAUUUGUGUUUUUUUUCUUGCCCUACAUCAGUUCCACAGUCAUUACUCAUAAGUGUUUUUGUGCCAAAAUAUCAUAUGAACUUUCCAUACAUGUUCACAUGCAGUGUUUUCUCAAAUGGUGCUGUCUGUCGACUAUAAAGGUAUAUGCCUGAUUUCUAAUGCCAUAAAAGGCCCAGUGUAAAGUUCUCCGUUAAAUUCAUACUGAAAUAAUUCAAUGACACAUCACUUUGUAAUAGAACCCCAUUAAAGCAUAAAAUGAUAUUAAAUCAAAA
Messenger RNA from Tachysurus fulvidraco (yellow catfish), 2060 nucleotides. It is a transcript of the gene dennd10, whose product is annotated as DENN domain containing 10. Bases 224 to 1282 code for a protein of 352 amino acids. The transcript is spliced from 9 exons. The record is from RefSeq and is a predicted model, not a curated record. Gene Ontology annotation, biological process: regulation of early endosome to late endosome transport; protein transport. NCBI's taxonomy places the organism in Eukaryota, Metazoa, Chordata, Actinopteri, Siluriformes, Bagridae. Gene Ontology annotation, molecular function: small GTPase binding; guanyl-nucleotide exchange factor activity. Gene Ontology annotation, cellular component: late endosome.